Morone saxatilis (striped sea-bass) is the source of this 1471-nucleotide messenger RNA. RefSeq names its product zinc finger DHHC-type palmitoyltransferase 22 (gene zdhhc22). Gene Ontology annotation, biological process: protein palmitoylation. The record is from RefSeq and is a predicted model, not a curated record. Gene Ontology annotation, molecular function: palmitoyltransferase activity. Lineage: Eukaryota; Metazoa; Chordata; Actinopteri; Moronidae. The coding region runs from base 3 to 836 and encodes 277 amino acids. Gene Ontology annotation, cellular component: Golgi apparatus. The transcript has 2 exons.
AUAUGUUCACCAGGAUGUUAAAACUGAGACUCCUCAAUGCUGUAGCACCUACAUACUUCUUCAUGGCUACAGCAGUCACCUUCAUCUUGCACUUCUGCUUCUUCAUCCCAACAAUCUUCCCAAACCAGGACACAUCACUGAAGGGGUCGACAGUCCUUCACACAGUUGUUUUCCUGUUCUUGAUGUUCAACGCACUGGGAAACUACAUAAUGACUAUUAAGUAUCCUGCUGAAAGUGCCAACGAGACUGCGGUUUCGGUGUGUUCGCUGCACUGCUCGGACAAAGUGGACGCGCACUACCUCCUAAACGGCCGCCACUUCUGCAAACUGUGUAAGAAAGUUAUUCUCAAGAGGGAUCACCACUGCUUUUUCACUGGAAACUGCAUUGGCAACAAAAACAUGCGCUACUUCAUCAUGUUCUGCAUCUACACCUCAUGCACUUGUUUGUACUCCUUGGUUCUCGGUGUGGCCUUUCUAACAGUGGAGUACUCCAUCUCCUUUGAGAACCCGCUGACCUUCCUGACUCUUCUCCCUAUUUCCACUGGUUACUUCUUCAUGGGAACAAUCUCAGGCUUGCAGUUGUUCCUGGUGCUGAUGCUGUAUGUGUGGCUCGGCAUCGGCCUGGUCUGUGCUGGCUUCUGUUGCCAGCAGGUGCUGCUGGUGGCCCGGGGACAGACCUGGUGUCAGAUGCAGAGGGGGCAGCUCAUGGAGAACUGCAGCCCCUGGCGAACCAACCUUAAGGAUGUUUUUGGUACCCGCUGGAUCCUUGGACUUAUCCUGCCUGUGCAGACAGUGGAGACGAGCUGUGAGGACACAGAUGGACAUAAACAAGACUGAGUGUCAUAUAAAUAUCAAAUAGGUCACAAGUUGUAGUGUAGAAAAUGCUUUCUUGGGAUCCAUGUGGUGAUUGAUUUUAAAUAGGCCUACUAAAUGGAUGCUUUAUAACCUUUAAAGUACUCUAUGAAAUAAUUAGCUGUUAGCACACAUUCCUUUAAGGACAGGAGCCAUAUAUAUAUCAGUGUGAAACUUUUGAAUAAGUUCCUAGUGUAAUUGUAUCAUUUAAGUAAGUAGCUGUUGACAAGGCAAUAUUAAGACUAAUAAGUUGGCCUUUUGGGACAUCUUGCAGUUCUAUAUGCACUACUACAUUCAUCAACAUAUAAAGAUGGCAUAUUUGCGUAAGUGCAUGCAUUCACAGCUUUGCAUUUUAUAUUAUGUUAUUUGAUUUGCCGGUGUCAUGCGGCGCUCUGAGAUUACCAGUCGAGUGUGUUGUUCUUUCACACUUCCUUGAAGGAUGCUACAAUGUGACAUUCAGGAAACUUAUGGUCGUUUUUACAAUAAUUUACUUCGACGUCAAGGGCUAGCAGACAAGGAAACUACAAUAUGAGUCUACAGCGUAAACUGCCAGGCUUGACAGCACUGCUCUGACAAUAAACUGUUGAGCCUGAUGUUUUCUACUGAAAUGAAUGUGAGUC